UCCUACACCUUACAUAAGAUGAUGAUUGGCUAGGAGGAGUUAAAGCCCGGCGUGUGAUUGGCUGCAGAAGUUAAAGCGCGGAAUGUGAUUGGCUGAGCAGCCCACAGGAGGCUCCCUGUAAGGCGGGGCUUCGCCGUGUUUUCAAGACGAGUCGGUCGGACCGUACAGACAGGAGAACAGCAGCCAGCAUGGCUAGAAAACGAACCGAUCUGUAUGUCUGGGAAAAGCUGCAGAUUCUGGACGAGCUGAGGAACGGCAAGACGCAGAUGCAAAUCGUGCGAGAGCGGGGGAUCAAACAGUCUUCCCUCGCCACGCUGAAACGCAACGAGGAGAAGAUCCGACAGCAAGCGGCUUCCAGCGAGCACCCGCAGCAGCGGCGCUUCAAGCCAGCCUCCCCGGAGACAGUGGACAGCGCGCUGUGGAAGUGGUGCCGGUUCACCAGACCAGCUGACGCGCCGGUAUCCGACCAGGCAUUGCUCCGACAGGCCGAGGCAAUUGCCCAGCGCCUCGGGAUCCGAAACUUUGACUCUUCCAACGCUUGGCUGCAGAGAUGGAAACUUUGCCACGGAAUCGAAGACAUCUCAAGCAAGCGGGCGGCAGUUGCGCACGAAACUCAGCUGAGCGCACAGCCGAGUCAAGCAGAGGCCGGGCUGCAACAACACACCCACGAGUCCCGCCCUGAAACAUCCGAACCGAGCGGCGCCCGUUCCGUGCAGCAGCUGGACGCCUGUAAUCCGAGCUCUGCAGACUGGAGCUCGGCAGCGAGUGACGAUAGCACCCAGCACCCCUCCCCGUCUCUGCUCCCCACAACUGCCGAGGCGCAGAGGGCGCUGGAGCUGUUGCACCGCUUCCUGGAAAUGCACGGCAGGAGAACCGAGGACUUGCGGGACGUGGCGCAAGCGAUCAACGAAGUGGCGCGAGAGCAGCGCCUGCAGAUGCAGUGCACUGUUGCAGGGCUGAGAAGCUUUCAGGAGGGCGUGAAGCUGGAUUCCGUUGCUGCCCCUCGUGUUGGGAGCUGUUGGGGUGCCUCUCCCCCUAAUCCUGCCCCCCUGUCUGCAGUGAAGGAGGAGCCGACUGGGUGUGACUGGACCGCAGGGCACUGCCAUGUCGAGGGCCCAUUUGUUUCAGAUUUGCUGGAAGACGUUGACACCGACACCCAUCUCGCACUCCCUGAUCCAGGACCAAACACAGUGGAAACACAGACUGAGGGCUGUGCGCCGCAUUCUGCACCACAAGACUCCCACACUGAGCCUGGCAAGCUGGCGGAAGAGAAGAUGAACAGCCAGCCUGGUGAUAAGUGGCUGGCAAUAGAAUACGAGAAACUGCAGCUGAAGAGAGCCAAACUGGAGCUCCUGAGAGAGCAGGUGGACUUGGGGAGAAGCCAGUCACAGACCCUGAAAGAUAUUUUAACAGCAUUGAAAUAGGUUCCCCAGCCUGCUGCCUGCAUUGGAUCAAGAGGUCCCCUGGACCAAAAGCAAGUGGGGAGGGGGAGUGAUUUUCUGGGGUGUCCUUUGCUGAGUUUGAGCACCACUGGUCUAAAUGACCCCUCAUACACCACAGUGAACUCUGUGGGUCUCAAGGACUACUCGCCAAUACAACAGGGGUGUGCCCGGACCGUUCUGCUGGCACUCCAACAUGUUCUAGAAUGAUGAUGAUGUCAUGACUCCCAUUCACAGAGUCUGCACCACAUUCCGAAAGCCGAGGAUUCAUCAUUAGCCAUCAACUCAGAUAGAUUUAGAAAAGGUGUUUCACCAAAGCUGGUCUUCCCAGCCUCAGAGAAAUCAUUUCUGUGUACUGUUUAAAUUCAAGUGAUUUGGUUUAUUCAUUCGACAUUUAAACAAGCACACGUUCAAACACAAAAAUCACAAUUUUUUUAUUUAUUUAUAUUUUUUUGUGGAAUUUUUUUUUUUUUUUUUUAAAUCAAAAAAAAAAAAAAUCUGCCAUCCCAAUAAAAUCAUCAACCAGCCGCA
Molecule: messenger RNA, 1970 nt
Organism: Polyodon spathula (Mississippi paddlefish)
Lineage: Eukaryota; Metazoa; Chordata; Actinopteri; Acipenseriformes; Polyodontidae
Exons: 5
Coding region: 189-1424 (411 amino acids)
Source: RefSeq, a predicted model, not a curated record